This is a messenger RNA of Gracilinanus agilis (Agile Gracile Mouse Opossum), 2333 nucleotides long. RefSeq names its product receptor accessory protein 3 (gene REEP3). Lineage: Eukaryota; Metazoa; Chordata; Mammalia; Didelphimorphia; Didelphidae. Gene Ontology annotation, cellular component: endoplasmic reticulum tubular network; cytoplasmic microtubule; endoplasmic reticulum membrane. Bases 8 to 730 code for a protein of 240 amino acids. Gene Ontology annotation, biological process: endoplasmic reticulum tubular network organization. The record is from RefSeq and is a predicted model, not a curated record. The transcript is spliced from 7 exons. Gene Ontology annotation, molecular function: microtubule binding.
AUUUGGAAUGUUGUAUCCUGCUUAUUAUUCGUACAAAACUGUGAAAACAAAAAACGUUAAGGAAUACGUGCGGUGGAUGAUGUACUGGAUCGUUUUUGCCCUUUAUACUGUGAUUGAAACACUGGCGGACCUAACAGUUGCAUGGUUUCCCUUGUACUAUGAGAUGAAGAUUGCUUUUCUCAUUUGGCUGCUCUGUCCAUACACUCGAGGGGCCAGUUUAAUCUAUAGGAAAUUCCUUCACCCGCUACUUUCUUCAAAGGAAAGGGAGAUCGACGAUUAUAUCGUUCAGGUCAAAGAGCGCGGCUACGAGACCAUGGUAAGCGUCGGUCGCCAAGGCCUCAACCUAGCCGCCACGGCCGCCGUCACGGCCGCCGUGAAGAGUCAAGGCGCCAUCACGGAGCGUCUGAGGAGCUUCAGCAUGCACGACCUGACGGCCAUCCCGGGAGACGAGCCGGCCGGCCCGAGGCCCUACCCGCCCGCCCCAGAAACCAAGAGGCGAGCCAAGGCGGCUUCGGGCGAAUCCGCAGGUUAUGGAAUUCCCUCGAAAGAUGGAGAUGAGAAAACAGAUGAAGAUGGCGAUGGACCAUAUUCAGAAGAUGAAAUGUUAACACACAGAGGCCUUCGAAGAUCGCAAAGCAUGAAGUCUGUGAAGACUGUCAAAAGUCGCAAAGAGGUGCGGUAUGGCUCAUUAAAAUAUAAAGUGAAGAAGAGACCACAGGUGUAUUUUUAGUCGGCCAAAUAUCUCAGAGUAAACUGCUAAUUACUCGAUUUCAAUACAUCGUGUAUUUGUCCAUUUAAAAUGACUCCUCAAGGAAUGGUAAUGGAUGAUAGGAUGGCUAGAGAUUGCUUUUAUCUAUUAAAAUAUGGAUAGGUUUAAUUUCCUUAAGAAUUACUUAAUAUUCUCAUUUGACUAUUAAAAACUAUUUCCUUACGAUGUAGUUCUUUCAACUCUGAAGAUAAGUUACAAAGGAUAGAAAACGCUUCUCCUUUUUAAGUUAGCUAACACUAAUGGAGUACUUGCUGUACCAGACAAAAGCAUACACAUGCAAAAACCUUUAGUAUACUUGAAAAGAACAUUUUUCUGGUUCAGGAAACCUUACAAAGCCUUUAUGGUUAUUGUCGUUCGCAUACCUCCGUUGUGCUAUAUAAAUUAUAUGGUGAGUCAUGAAACAGACCAGUUUAUUCUAAAUAUUUGCGUUGGUAUAAGUAAACCCAGAGGAGAGGGAAACAGUGCUAUAUUGCUUAUCCUUAGAAAUUGUACUUUGGUACAGUUGCCUCAUCUCCUCCUCCUCACCAAGUUUUAAAACUCAAAUUUGAAAACCAGGUAUCCACACCCAGCACUUUUAUACCUAUAUGGCUUUGCACACUUGGAAUUGUUUACUUAUUUACAACUGUUCUUAUUUUUUUCUUUUAUCGAAGAAGUUUUUGCCAUUCUUUGCCUCAUUUUCCUGUGUCUUACAUAUAUACGUGCUUUGUUCUGCCUAAUUUCUCUUCCUGUGGGUUUAGUUCUUUAAAUGUUAUUUCCAUUUUAAGGUUUUAAAAUUACUUUGUCUUCUCAUGAAUGAGAAGCAAUAUGUAACUGACAUUUUGCAUUUGCAGUUGUGUUUUGCAGUUAAAUAUAGUAUAUUCCUAUUAAUAAUGCUUAUUAUUAAGCUUUUUAGCUUUCAAAUAUUAGCUUAUGUAUAGUAUAGUAAGAGAUUCAAUGCUGUACCCCAAUUUUAUAAAAUAGCUCAAAGCUUGAAACAUACAUUAUUGGUUUUAUGCGAAUCUUCGCAAUCAAUGUCUGAGUCUGGCAUUCGCCAGAUCCAUUUCAUUGAAUCACUCCUCUUCUGGCUAAGAUCUCUCCCCUGAGGAUGAGCACAUCCCAAUGUGAAAUAGAAGGAUUGUUAUCUUUCUUUCAUCUGAAAAACCAUUUCUGUCUGAGGAAAAAGUAUCCUAAUGAGUCUUCUUUUAGCAAAAGGUUUGGGGGUUUAAAUUAUUGAAGCUUGGAUAAUGAAUGGAUUCUUAGUAUUAUGUACUUGGAUUGCUUUCUUCACAUUGAAAACCAAAGUCUUUUGACUGUGAUGCUGUGUGAUUUUUUUUUUUUAAGCCAAAGUCUUUUGACUAUGAAACCAUGUGUUUUUCGAAAUUGGAUCUUCACCUCAAAGAACUGGUGACCAUUUAGCGAUCAGGAGAUUGAGAUUUUAGAAUACUUCACACACAAAUUGCAGAUGGAAUUAUAUUUGUUCAGAAGUUUUAUUCUGAUAUUCUACUAGUUCUCCCCAACUCCUCCUGCCAGUCCCCUGCCUUCUCCCACCCCCACCAAAAAAAAAAAAAAAAAAAAAAAAAGACUG